Pimephales promelas (fathead minnow) is the source of this 1570-nucleotide messenger RNA. Its product is annotated as 4-galactosyl-N-acetylglucosaminide 3-alpha-L-fucosyltransferase 9. Gene Ontology annotation, molecular function: alpha-(1->3)-fucosyltransferase activity. The record is from RefSeq and is a predicted model, not a curated record. Gene Ontology annotation, cellular component: membrane. Lineage: Eukaryota; Metazoa; Chordata; Actinopteri; Cypriniformes; Leuciscidae.
GUGGAUAUCCCUUUAAAUCAAACAAAAGGUAUUUUGAAGAAUCCUGGUAACCAAACAGUUGACGAUAGCCUUAAAACACUACGGCAAUCAAUACUGUCUGGUUAGUAACAUUCGUCAAUAUCUUUUGUGUUCAACAGAAGAAAGAAACAGGUUUUAUCGAUAUUUUAAGCCAAUUAUUAAUGCAUGCUCUAUCUUCUUCCCUGCAUUAGUGAAUGUCAACAUACAAAAUGAUGCCAGAAACUCCUUCCAAAACCAAACGGAGCAUAUUAUUUGCCUUGUUUGUGUUGGUAUGUUUUACAGUCUAUAUGUCUUACCUCACACCAGCGGAAUUCAAAUAUUCACCCAUAAACUUGUUCAGUUGUCCUGGCCGGAUAAAUAACAUCAGCACAAACACAUGCCUCGGUGUUCUUAAGAUGCAGAACUUCACAUGCACUGUGAAUAUCCCUGUGGAUAAACCCCCGAUGACAACAUCAAAACCCUUGACUACUGCUGAGAAAGAAGAACCAGAAACCAUUAUAUUGAUCUGGAUGUGGCCUUUUGGUGUUAGCUUUGGCUUAGGACCCUGCAGUUCGGCUUACAAUAUCCAUGGCUGUCGUUUAACAGAUGACAGAAGUCUGUAUAACCAAGCACACGGGGUUAUGAUUCAUCAUAGAGAUAUCAGAGGGGAUUUAUCCAACAUGCCAAAACUUCCACGACCUGCCUACCAGAAGUGGAUAUGGUGGAAUAUGGAGUCUCCAACUAAUUCAGCUUUACAUCCCCCGCUAAAGGAUCUGUUUAAUCUGACUUCAAGUUACCGCCGCGAUUCAGAUAUUCCUGUACCUUACGGUUGGCUCUCAGAGGCCACAGAGGAAGAGAAAAAUUACACUAUCCCGAAGAAGGAUAAAUUAGUUUGCUGGGUAGUAAGUCACUAUAAUCCAAACUUUAGGCGUUCACAAUACUUUAAUGAGUUAGUGAAAUACAUUAAUGUGGAUGCCUAUGGAGGACACUUCAACAAACCAAUGAGUAAUGAUGAUUAUAUAAAUUUGAUGCACACUUGCAAAUUCUACUUGUCGUUUGAGAAUUCCAUUCACAGAGACUACAUAACUGAGAAGGUGUUCAACCCUCUUAGGAUUGGUACCGUUCCUGUCGUUAUUGGUCCACCGAGAGAGAACUAUGAGCAGUUAAUACCAAGUGAAGCCUUCAUCCAUGUGGAUGACUUUCCAUCCCCAAAAGAACUGGCUGAUCAUCUGAAACUCAUGGACCAAAACGAGGACUUAUACAGGCAGUACUUCACCUGGAGAAAGCAUUUUAUUUCAAAGCGAACAUCAUUCGGUCUUGCCCAUGCCUGUCGGGUUUGUGACCAUAUUAAAAAGAAUAAGCACUACACAGUGGUCAAAGAUAUCAACAGCUGGUACUGGGGUUAGAGGGACAUUUAAAAUGUCAUUUUAAAUCCAUUUUUAAAUCCAAAUCCUCUCUUAAAGAGGAUGCUGACUGACCAGCAUUAGAUUCAUAAACCAUUAUAAAAUGUAUGGAAAAUUAUGUUAUUUUAUACCUAUUUGGGGCGGGCAUUAAAAUGGUUCAAAGAACAAAA